This is a messenger RNA of Cottoperca gobio, 1576 nucleotides long. It is a transcript of the gene tbl2, whose product is annotated as transducin beta like 2. Gene Ontology annotation, molecular function: protein binding. Lineage: Eukaryota; Metazoa; Chordata; Actinopteri; Perciformes; Bovichtidae. Bases 98 to 1423 code for a protein of 441 amino acids. Gene Ontology annotation, cellular component: endoplasmic reticulum. The record is from RefSeq and is a predicted model, not a curated record. Gene Ontology annotation, biological process: endoplasmic reticulum unfolded protein response. The transcript is spliced from 7 exons.
CUAAUACAUUGUGACGCAUGCGCAGUGCUCCAAGUAGCGAGUAGUAGCCAAGUAGACGUUAGCAGUGUAUUAAAGUACGUGGCAGUAAACUUUUGACAUGGAAGUAGCCGCACUGUUCGCCUUGACUGUGUUACUGGGAGCACUGGUUAUUCUGGUCGCAUUAGCGGUGGGCAGACGGAAAGAAGAAAUAAGAGAGGAAAUAGAGCAAGCGGCGGAGUUUGCCGCUGAAGGCAGUGCUGCGAAGGGUCCUGCAUCCAAGAAACCAAAGCAGGAGAAGCAGCGCAGCCGGAAGGAUAAACCUACGCAGCACACUUUCAGCCAUCCGCUGCUCGCAGCCUCGCUGAAGAGCCACAGUGCGAACGUGACUUGCCUGGAUUUCAGCAGUAACGGGAAGUACCUGGCGUCCUGCGCUGAUGACCGCACCGUCCGGAUCUGGAGCACCAAGGACUUUCUGGAGCGGGAACACAAGUGUCUGAGGGCCAAUGUGGAGCUGGAUCACGCCACGCUGGUCCGCUUCAGCCCGGACUCCAGGGCGUUUAUCACCUGGCUGGCUAAUGGAGACACCAUCCGAAUCAUGAAAAUGAUCAAAAAGGAGGACGGCACGAUGAUCUUCAAAGCUGCUUGUGAGGACUUCCCACAGAAACACAAGGCUCCCAUCCUCAACAUUGGCAUUGCAGAGACAGGCAAGUUCAUCAUGAGCGCCUCCAUCGACACCAGCAUCCACAUCUGGGACCUGAAGGGUGAAGUCCUGGCCUCCAUCAACACCAACCAGAUAACCAACUCGUAUGCUGCCGUCUCCCCGUGUGGCAGGUUUGUAGCGUCCUGUGGCUUCACGCCGGAUGUGAAGGUGUGGGAGGUUUGCUUCGGGAAGGGAGGAGAGUUCAAAGAGGUGGCGCGAGCCUUCGACCUGAAGGGCCACUCAGCAGGUGUUCACGCACUCGCCUUUUCUAAUGACUCUCACAGAAUGGUGACUGUCUCCAAAGACGGCACGUGGAAGCUGUGGAAUACAAAUGUGGAGUACAAAAUGCAGCAGGACCCUUACCUCCUGAAGACGGUCCCCUGUGCGUCCUCUGAAGGCAGCCUGGCGGCCUUGUCUCCAGACGGCCGGGUAGUGGCCAUCAGUGACGGCUGUAACGUCGCCAUGUACAACGCCACCAGCGGCGAGCUGGAGGAGGAGCUGCACGGCGUCCACAGCGAGGAGAUCAACGACUUAAGAUUUGACAUUAACGGGCGCUUCUUGGUGUGCAGCGGCGACAAGGCCAUCCGAGUGUUUCACAACGCCCCGGGCUACCGGGCAGCCAUCAGAGACAUGCAGGACAUGCUGAAGAAGGCCCAGAACGAAGCCAUGAAGCAGAGACUGCAGCAGCAGAUCAGAGAAGCUCAGAGCACCCUGGACACUGUGCUGGCUGCUCCCGUCGAGUGAAAGAGACCCGAGGAAACUACUCUGAUCGUCUUAGCGUCUGACUCUGACUGAUAAUCUUUUUUCAACCUCUCCCUCGGCCACUAAAUGAGCUGGUCCGGGAAUAAUAGAAAUUAGCAUGCAAUUUUAAUAAAGAACUUCUUUUUAUGGAUAAAA